AUGUUGUCGGCUGAAAAAAAUUUGAAGACUGGUAAAAACGUUCGUGUUGCCGUUCGGAUAAGGCCGAUGAACGAUAACGAGAUUACCGAUAAAGCACGCUGUGCAGUAACUUCUAAUACACGCAAACGAACCGUUACUUUUUGUGACCGAGGAAUUAACAAAGAAUUUGGACCAUUUGAUAAAGUAUACGGACCGCAUGCCAGACAGCUAGAUAUUUACAUCGAUCUUGUCGAACCUCUUGUUAAAAAUGCGCUUGCUGGUUAUAACUGCACAUUGUUUGCUUAUGGACAAACGAGUACUGGAAAAACAUUUACUAUGGAAGGAGAGACAAGUGGAUCGCUUCACGAAUAUUCAUGGAAUGAAGAUUCUUCACUAGGCAUAGUGCCGCGGGCUUUACAUCACAUUUUCAAUGAAUUAGAAAAUGAGGCUCGUUGUAAUGAUGUAGAGGAAUUCUCUGUUCGUGUAUCUUAUGUUGAAUUAUAUAACGAAGAAUUAUAUGAUUUGCUCGGAAAUGCGGAACUUGGUCAUACAAGGUUACGAUUAUUUGAAGACUCUGUUCGAAAGGGUUCUGUGAUUGUAAGUGGUUUGGAGGAAGUACCAGUGACUGAUCGACAUGAAGUUUGUGAAUUGUUAAAGCGAGGUGCAGAGAAACGUCGCACUGCUGCUACUCAAAUGAAUCUCAAUUCAAGUCGUUCUCAUACUGUUUUUACGAUAACAGUUGUAAUCCGAGAAAAUACUGUAAGUGAAGAAGAAGUAAUUAAGCAAGGAAAACUAAGCUUGAUCGAUUUGGCUGGUUCUGAAAAUAUUGGUCGUUCUGGUUCUGUUGAUAAGAGAGCGCGAGAAGCAGGGAGCAUCAACCAAUCUUUAUUGACGUUGGGUCGAGUUAUUAUGGCUUUGACAACAGGGGCAAGUCAUGUCCCUUACAGAGAGAGUAAACUUACCAGAAUUCUUCAAGACUCAUUGGGCGGUAGAACUAUUACAACUAUAGUGGCGACAAUGUCGCCUGCUUCGACGAGCAUCGAGGAAUCCAUCAGCACAUUAGAAUAUGCUUCAAGUGCCAAAAAUAUCAAGAAUCAACCUGAAAUUAAUCAAAAGUUGACACAUCGGGCCUUACUUAAAGCAUACAAUGAAGAAAUGAAUCGUUUGAUGCGUGAUUUGCAAGCUGCUCGUGACAAAAACGGCUUUUUCAUCGACCGUCAGAAUUAUGACAACUUGAAUACUCAAAUUGCUCAGCAAAACCUGCAAAUUGAAUCCCUCUCCGAUGAGCUGCAGUCAGUCAUGGAACGAGUUCAGCUGCACAUGGAAGAUUCGGCAUUAAUGAGCAAACAUUAUGGUCGACUUUAUGAACGCUACAAACAUAUGGAAAAAAAAUAUAAGGAAUAUUCUAACGAAAAUGCCGCUGUUAAACUUGAGCUUGCGAAUUGCAAAUCAAAGCUGGAAAAUCAUAAGUUGGCACUGAAAAAACUUCAGGAGUCAGCUAUUCAAAGCCAAGCAGAGAACAAAGAGCUGCGUAAAAACUGCACAGAUCUAACAUGGAAGCUGAACAAAGCAUUUGACAAAAUCGAUGUUUUCCAAAAUGCAGCUUCUGAGAAUGAAAAUCACUAUAUAAGAUGUACUGCUGACAGUGCUGAAAACGCUAAUAAACUCAGGAAAGGUAUUCAAGAUUGGAAUAAUAAGCUGCAGUUCCAGUUACAACAAAUGACGGAACAAUGUGAACGAGCAAAAUUGGAUUUCGGGAAAGAAAUCGUCGUAUUUCAAGAUUGUGUAAAGUCACUUCGUUUUCAGCUGAAAACUCUUGUCGAUUUUACGGAUGGUGAUAAUUCUCUCAUCGUCAAUUUUUUGGACAAAGUUCACUUGUUCACAGUAGAUGCAGAGAAUUCGUACUUGAAAAUGCACGAGCAGUACAGCAGAUUUGCUGAUUUUAUUGCUCAUCAUACACAAAUAUUCCAACAGCUUGGAGAAGAUUUCUAUGCCGUGUCCGAUAAUUAUGUUAUUCGUACCAUAUCUUGUGCGGAAGAAAUGAAAAAUAAAAUUACUGAUAUCAUGGAAGCAUAUAUCAAAACCACAAAAGAAGAUGCACUAAAAACGUAUGAAGAGUUAGAGACCUUGAAAAACAGGCAGCAACGGGAAUGUAAAGAACAACAUACAUAUAUAAAGACAGUUGCUGAAGAAAUACUUUCAGAUAAGUCAGUUUGGGAGGCAUUAAGAGGAACAUUUUCUGCUAGAAUCGACGCACAGUCUGAACGUGUGAAGAAGACAUAUAAGGCAAUGGAAGUAGUGUGUAAUGAUCUUGAAAAGCAAGGGGAUGUGGUGUCAGCACUUUGUAAUGGAAUGGCAAGCUCAAGUAUCAGUGCUGCUAUGCAUCAAGUAUUAGCGGAUAUGUCGGCGUCAUUGUCGACAGAAGUGUCUAAUGCUCUAUCUCGUACAAAACAACUUGUUGAAAAUGAGGUUGUUCGUCCUCUUCGCACUGGUGAAACACCAAAACGUGAAGAGCCAAGAAUAUUACCGGAACCAGUUGAAAUACCAAGUGCCUCUGACCUAAUCAACGAAAAUGGAGAAGACGAAGUACCUCGAAGGCUUAGUCAGUACCGUUCUCGGGAUUCAAUUUUGGAAGCACCAUUUGCUGUUCUUUCUCCAGGAGCUCUCAAAGAUACAUUAAAGUGUGAUCUAGAUGAUAUAAAAGAAGUAUCUGAAAAUAGUGGCGAAUAUGAAACUGAACCUGUAGGAAAACGAAGUAUUCCAACUGUGAAUAUCACUAAAAGGCGCCGCGCAUUCCAAAAUAAAAGUGAUUAAAG
Molecule: messenger RNA, 2795 nt
Organism: Thelazia callipaeda (thelaziosis nematode)
Lineage: Eukaryota; Metazoa; Nematoda; Chromadorea; Rhabditida; Thelaziidae
Source: the annotation of a GenBank genome assembly